Molecule: messenger RNA, 6464 nt
Organism: Coregonus sp. 'balchen'
Lineage: Eukaryota; Metazoa; Chordata; Actinopteri; Salmoniformes; Salmonidae
Source: the annotation of a GenBank genome assembly
AUGAGUAAUCUCUUCAGUACCUGGUGGUCCAAUAACAUAACGUUUAUUUUGUUCAACACCAUCAACACCAACGUCUUGGUAUAACCCACCCAGUGUCCCCCCCUUCGGGCUGUGAGGAGGACGGCCAGGCCCACAGCUACGGGUCCAGAAUCUCCAUCCUCAGCCGCAGAGGGAAGAGCAGCUGGAAGAGGAGGAAUAGGGCAGAAGAGAAGGAGAGAGAGAGGUAACCGGGUGAUGAAGAGGAGUGGGGUAGAUAGUAAUGAUCCUUUACUUAGACACAUCUCUGGUAGAGUUCAGGUCCAUUCCUGGUUUGAAUUCAUACUGCAUCCAUGAUGCCACUGAAAAACAACCCUAGGCUCCUCUGCUCCAGUGAGACAGGAUUGUCUGUAUACAGUAUACUCUUUAAAAAAAUUAUGCUAUCUAGAACCUUAAAUGGUUCUUCGGCUGUCCCCAUAGGAGAACCCUUUGAAAACCCCUUUUUGUUUCCAUGUAGAACCCGUUCUACAGAGGGUUCUGCAUGAAACCCAAAAGGGUUCUACCUCGAGCCAAAAAGGGUUCUGCCUUGUAGGAAAAAAGGUUUCUCCUAUGGGGACAGCCGAAGAACCCUUUUGGAACCCUUUUUUUCCUAAGAGUGUAGCCUACACAUAUAGUGUAACCAUCAGCAACAUGCUUAUAGGUUUCCAGUCAGUAAUAUGGUGGGGGCUGCAGUCUGCAUUAUGUUUAGUUUCCGAUUAAUGAUUACCUUGCAGUUAAGUUAAUGUGGUCAGGGUGACAUCUGUUUCCAUGGGAUUGCUGUCUGCGUUUGGUCUGUUUGUUCUGCAGCUGGGCCCCAGAGCGCUCCAGCACUGGCAGCGGGGGGAAGAAGCGUGCUUCUUUGGGGCUGAACGAAGGUGCAAGCAUGCGCUGCUCCACCCUCCUUGGUAUCCUGACAGGGGUACUGCUGUACCUGGUGCUGGGGGCCGUGGUGUUCCAGGCCCUGGAGGCUCCCCAUGAGGAGGGACAGCACAUACAGCUGCAGGACACACGCAGAGCCUUCCUGGAGAACUACACCUGCGUCAGCCCAGAUAUCCUGCAGGCCCUCAUAGAGGUACCCUACAUAGGCCAUACACACCUACAGAACAAACAGGUUAAUAUAACUGACUGGGAUAUUAGACUUUCGGGGUGUCCAAGGCAUCGGUCAUGUAAUCCAAUGAGACCUCUAUAGUUAGGUUGCAGUACAAUGCAAAUACAGAAAUAUUCAGGUACGAACACUACCACCACUGUUUGUCUUCUCUCUUUCUCUCUCUCUCUCUCUUUUUGACCUGUCACUUUAACUUCCUGACUGUCUCCCAUCCCAGGAGGUGGCAGAUGCUAUGGGUGCAGGUGUGGAUCCUGGCAGCAACUCCUCCACCUUCACCAGCCAAUGGGACCUGGCCAGCGCCUUCUUCUUCUCUGGGACCAUCGUCACCACCAUCGGUAAGUCAGCAGCCUGAUCUCCCCUACGUUUAAUCUAUUGUGACACACUGACACUACUUAUCCCAAUCCUAAAGCUCUACAAACCAUCAUCCUCAGGUUUUGGGAACAUCUCCCCGAAGACAGAAGGCGGGCAGCUGUUCUGCAUCUUCUAUGCCCUGGUGGGGAUCCCUCUGUUUGGCAUCCUCCUGGCUGGAGUUGGAGACCAUCUGGGGACCGGGCUGAGGAAAGCCAUCCUCAAAAUAGAGUUUAUCUUAGCGGUGAGACACUAAAUAUUUGGUUUAAUGUGUUUCCUCUGUCUAUCUCGGUCUAUCAGUAUUUCAGUCCCUCCAUUUCUUUCCCUCUUUUUCAUGUUUUCCUGUCUCCCUCUCAGAAGUGGAAGGUGAGUCCUACUAUUGUUCGAGUCAUCUCAGCCGUCCUCUCCAUCCUGUUGGGGGUAGCACUCUUCGUUGCCGUGCCAACGCUGGUGUUUCAGGAGGUGGAGAAGUGGACUCUCCUGGAGGCGUCCUACUUUGUUGUCAUCACCCUGACUACAGUGGGCUUUGGAGACUAUGUUGCAGGUACUUCAGCCACUGACGGGGUUGGGUCAAGGAAUCUGUCUCAAAAGGUCAAAACGCUCUUUUCAUUGUUGAAACACUCUUUCAUUGUUGUGACCCAUUAACAGACACAUAAAUACCUGCUACUCCGGAUUAAUGUAGUUUAGGAGUCAUGAGUGAUAAAAUACAAUCACUGAUUAAACUGGACAUUUAAUUUACUCUUUAAAUUAUUUAAAUUAUUCACAAUCUUUGUAUGAAAGUUGAAUUAUUAAUUGGCUCAUCUGUGUGGUUUCAUCGCCCCCUAGAGUUUUCCAGCAGCUCAGUCUGUAAUGUUCACUUAUGUGAGAUUAAUUUAAUAAACCCCAAGAGUCGAUGUCCACGACCCCGCGGAAAUCUAAUUAGCAUAAUAAAAAAAUCCCCAUAAAAAUCUGUCUGUUUAAUCUAGAGAUAUAUCUUUGCAUGGGCUGCGUCUCAAUCCACCGCAUCUGCCGAUUUCGGCCUUCCGCAUCUGCAGUGAAAGGUAGCAGAGCUGCAGCAGUGCUUGUCAGACCAUGAGACAUCCCGAAAAUCGGUCUUCUCACGAAUAUGUCUGUAGCGGUUUUGGCCUACAAACUAUUAUGACCCCUCUAUGGAAAGAUUGGACUCAUAAACACUGUUUUGCUCUACGACCCCCACAAGCGCCACGGGACUCGUCUGAAGUCGGUACCGGCCAACUUUUGUCUGUAGUGUCCAAACAGUUUUGGCAACACACUAAUCUAACCCCUCUAUGGAAAGGUGAGACUCUCACGAAUACUUACAUGUUGUGCUCUAGGAUGCCCACAAGCCUCACUGGUCUGAAGGUAGCCUGGUACCAGUUACAAACAUUAAUGGAAGUAUGUGUAUACAGUUGAAGUCGGAAGUUUACAUACACCUUAGCCAAAUACAUUUAAACUCAGUUUUUCACAAUUCCUGACAUUUAAUCCUAGUAAACAUUUCCUGUCUUAGGUCAGUUAGGAUCACCAAUUUAUUUUAAGAAUGUGAAAUGAAUGAUUUAUUUCAGCUUUUUAUUUCUUUCAUCACAUUCCCAGUGGGUCAGUUUACAUACACUCAAUUAGUAUUUGGUAGCAUUGCCUUUAAAUUGUUUAACUUGGGUCAAAUGUUUUGGGUAGCCUUCCACAAGCUUCCCACAAUAAGUUGGGUGAAUUUUGGCCCAUUCCUCCUGACAGAGCUGGUGUAACUGAGUCAGGUUUGUAGGCCUCCUUGCCCGCACACGCUUUUUCAGUUCUGCCCACAAAUGUUCUAUAGGAUUGAGGUCAGGUCUUUGUGAUGGCCACUCCAAUACCUUGACUUUGUUGUCCUUAAGCCAUUUUGCCACAACUUUGGAAGUAUGCUUGGGGUCAUUGUCCAUUUGGAAGACCUAUUUGCGACCAAGCUUUAACUUCCUGACUGAUGUCUUGAGAUGUUGCUUCAAUAUAUCCACAUCAUUUUCCUUCCUCAUGAUGCCAUCUACUUUGUGAAGUGCACCAGUCCCUCCUGCAGCAAAGCACCCCCACAGCAUGAUGCUGGCACCCCCGUGAUUCACGGUUGGGAUGGUGUUCUUCGGCUUGCAAGCUGCCCCCUUUUUCCUCCAAACAUAACGAUGGUCAUUAUGGCCAAACAGUUCUAUUUUUGUUUAAUCAGACCAGAGGACAUUUCUCCAAAAAGUACGAUCUUUGUCCCCAUGUGCAGUUGCAAACCGUAGUCUGGCUUUUUUAUGGCGGUUUUGGAGCAGUGGCUUCUUCCUUGCUGAGCGGCCUUUCAGGUUAUGUCGAUAUAGGACUCAUUUUACUGUGGAUAUAGAUACUUUUGUACCUGUUUCCUCCAGCAUCUUCACAAGGUCCUCUGCUGUUGUUCUGGGAUUGAGUUGCACUUUUCGCACCAAAGUACGUUCAUCUCUAGGAGACAGAACGCGUCUCCUUCCUGAGCGGUAUGACGGCUGUGUGGUCCCAUGGUGUUUAUACUUGCGUACUAUUGUUUGUACAGAUGAACGUGGUACCUUCAGGCGUUUGGAAAUUGCUCCCAAGGAUGAACCAGACUUGUGGAGGUCUACAAUUUUUUUUCUGAGGUCUUGGCUGAUUUAUUUUGAUUUUCCCAUGAUGUCAAGCAAAGAGGCACUGAGUUUGAAGGUAGGCCUUGAAAUUCAUCCACAGGUACACCUCCAAUUGACUCAAAUGAUGUCAAUUAGCCUAUCAGAAGCUUCUAAAGCCAUGACAUCAUUUUCUGGAAUUUUCCAAGCUGUGUAAAGGCACAGCCAACAUAGUCCGUAUGUAAACUUCUGACCCACUAGAAUUGUGAUACAGAAUUAUAAGUGAAAUAAUAUGUCUGUAAACAAUUGUUGGAAAAAUUACUUGUGUCAUGCACAAAGUAGAUGUCCUAACCGACUUGCCAAAACUAUAGUUUGUUAACAAGAAAUUUGUGGAGUGGUUGAAAAACGAGUUUUAAUGACUCUAACCUAAGUGUAUCUAGUUUAGUGCCUAAAAAAAGGGAUUAAAUAUGCAUAAUGGUUUUUGACAUAAUUUCCUCAUCUAGACUAUAGGUUUUAACAGCACAUCUGUCAUGUGUAAACUAAGCUGUAAAGUUGCUGAUUAUCCAUUGUCUACACCUGUAAACCCCUAUCUAUCACUAUCCUCUUGCUUCUCUCUGUCAGGUGAUAGUGGAGAUGGUGGCAAGGACCACUGGUACAAGCCCCUGGUGUGGUUCUGGAUCCUGCUGGGCCUGGCCUACUUUGCUUCCAUCCUGUCCAUGGUUGCAAACUGGCUUCGGGUCCUGUCCAAGAAGACCAGGGCUGAGGUGAGUGUAAAAACUGAUUGGGCCCUGAAUGGGAAAGUACAAGCAAAUGGGCAGCACUGUACACUUUGUCACCUAUAGCCACCUGUUCUAUUCCUCAAUGAUCCUCCCUUCCUCUAAAUGCUAAAUGACUAAAUGACUAAAUGCUCUUUAAAUAGUGAUUUGAUUUGAUGUCUUUCCUCUCUCUCUUCCCAGAUGGAGGAGCUCAGAGCCCGUACCACUGACUGGGGUCAGAACAUUCAGAACAUGUCGGUGGACUUCCGCAUGCCUGACGACCCCUUCAAACGACGACGACGAAAGCGUCGACAUGGCCCUCGCAGCCGAGGCAAUGGGGCAGGCCAUGUGUCUGGGACUGGGGCCCCUGGGGAGGGGGGCAGGGUGAUGGAGAAUGGCCAGCUGAACAGCCAAUCAGAGACUGGAUCGUCCUCAUACUCUUACUCCUCCAACGAGUCAGAGUCUGGAUCCGAGACAGGGUCAGAGGUCACACAGCAUGAGCGGGUAGUAGAGGAAAAAGAGAAGGAUGUCGAUAAGGAGAACAUCUUCCCAGAUGCCCUGUAUUCCCAGCCUCUGGACUACUUUGGAGAGAACCUGGCAUACAUUGAUGAGUCCUCAGAUGCAGUGAGUGGAAAAUUACAUUUGGAUCCCCUGUUGGAUCCAGCACAGCCCGUCUCUACACGCUCACGGAAGCCCAAGAGGAGACGGCCCAGAAGACCACCCCCAGAGAAGAGCCCCACCAAGCCUGAGAAGAAAGAGCCCAAUGGAGACAUAAACCCCCCUGAAAAUCCACCGUCACCUCCACCAAAGGAUGGAUGAACCAAAUGCUCAAGGGUGAGUUUGUAUGUUUUUCAGAGCAUGCUGAAAGUGGAUAAACAUAAUGAAAACAUAAUUAUGAAACUGUCAAGCUAGAAAUCCCUGACUCUGCUCUUUUUAGGGAUGAAGGGAAGAAGAAGUUAUGGGAGAAGAACUGAACCUGAUUGAUUAUGCUUUAUUGACUACACUGUUCAUGUUUCAUAAACAUUGUUUGAGUGUGUGUAUGUCGUGUAUGCCUGAUUCAAAUAUGGAGUGAGCCUUGAUGUAUUAACAGAGUGACUUAUUUAAAUAAUCCUAACAAAACUUCACUGCAUUAACCUGAUGUUGCCUUGGUAGGGUUUUAAUUAGGAACCCAAUCUUAUGUGCCCCUCUCAUCCAUGUUUGCUUAUGGAGUGAGCGCUCCCUACUGGGCAAUCAUGGAACUACACAGCCCUGUUUCCUUUAGAUAGAAUCAGCAGUGAAGCACACCAACAUACGUUUUUUUUUUUUUACUCUGAAUCAAUUCCUAUUGUUUUCCUUUAGGGGAAAAAAAGCCUUAUGACAAUAACUCUCCCAUAAUGAAUUUUUCCCUGAAUGUCUGGAGCUCAAACUCUAGAGAACAAAGCUUUAGUAUAUAAUAGGAAAAUGCAAGAUAUGAGUAAAUCCUGUCUCUGCCAAUAACCAUAUCUGGUCUUGCAUGACCUAGCCUAAGUAUUACACUAGUGACUUUAUUACUGUGUGCACUGUGUACAGCAUAUGCCAUUGUAUACAUUUUUGAGUAUUAUUAUUUGAAUGUAUUACAUACAACUGUCAUGUAAAAUAAACAACACAUUUUUUAAAUAAUCAGAAUACUAUUUUGUGUGUGUGUGAGAGAUUUUCCAG